Messenger RNA from Ostreococcus tauri, 1224 nucleotides. RefSeq names its product 26S proteasome subunit P45. Gene Ontology annotation, molecular function: ATP binding; proteasome-activating activity; ATP hydrolysis activity. Bases 1 to 1224 code for a protein of 407 amino acids. Gene Ontology annotation, cellular component: proteasome regulatory particle, base subcomplex. The record is from RefSeq and is a predicted model, not a curated record. The transcript is spliced from 2 exons. Lineage: Eukaryota; Viridiplantae; Chlorophyta; Mamiellophyceae; Mamiellales; Bathycoccaceae. Gene Ontology annotation, biological process: proteasome-mediated ubiquitin-dependent protein catabolic process.
AUGGCGACGGCGAUGACGGCGACGAUGACCACGGCGUUGAGGAACGAGGGAGGGACGACGACGAGGGACCAGUCGGAGGGGGAUCUGUACGCGCGCGUGAAGCAGCUCACGCGCGAGCUCGAGUUGAUCGAGAUCCAGGAAGAGUACAUCAAGGAUGAGCAGAAGAAUUUGAAGAUUGAGCUCUUGAGGGCGCAGGAGGAGGUGAAGCGGAUUCAAAGCGUGCCGCUGGUGAUUGGACAGUUUUUGGAGAUGGUGGACGCGGAGACGGGCAUCGUGAGCUCGACCACCGGGUCAAACUAUUACGUGCGAAUUUUGUCCACGCUGAAUCGUGAGCUGUUGAAGCCGUCGAGCUCAGUGGCGCUGCACAGGCACUCCAACGCGUUGGUGGAGAUUUUACCACCCGAGGCGGACUCUUCGAUUUCUUUACUGAGCGACGCGGAGAGACCAGACGUCAAGUAUAGCGACAUUGGGGGCGCCGACGUGCAAAAGCAAGAGAUUCGCGAGGCAGUGGAGCUUCCGUUGACGCAUUUUGACUUGUAUCGUCAGAUCGGGAUCGACCCACCUCGCGGGGUUUUGUUGUACGGCCCGCCAGGUACGGGUAAGACGAUGUUGGCCAAGGCGGUGGCGCACCACACGACGGCGGCUUUCAUUCGCGUCGUCGGGAGCGAGUUCGUUCAAAAAUACCUCGGUGAAGGUCCACGCAUGGUCAGAGAUGUCUUCAGAUUAGCGAAAGAGAACGCGCCGGCGAUUAUUUUCAUCGACGAGGUCGAUUCCAUCGCCACCGCUCGUUUCGACGCGCAUACCGGGGCGGAUCGCGAGGUGCAACGCAUCCUUAUGGAGCUCUUGAACCAAAUGGAUGGUUUCGAUCAGUCCGUGAACGUCAAGGUGAUAAUGGCGACGAAUCGCGCGGACACGCUCGACCCGGCGCUCUUGCGCCCAGGACGUCUCGAUCGUAAGAUCGAAUGCCCGCACCCCGACCGCCGUCAGAAGCGUUUGGUUUUCCAAGUGUGUGUCGGCAAGAUGAGUCUCAGCGACGAGGUCGACUUGGAGGAUUACGUCAGUCGACCGGACAAGAUUUCCGCGGCAGAUAUUCGAUCUAUUUGUCAGGAAGCGGGCUUGCAGGCGGUGCGUAAAAACCGAUACGUCGUUCUGCCGAAAGACUUUGAAGUUGCGUACAAGAUCAACGUGCGCAAACCGGACAACGACUUUGAAUUCUACAAGUAG